CUUUUCCUACACUCAUCACAAGAAAGAAAAAAGACAUACAUAUAUCAAUUCCUUUUGCAAAUUUCCCCUUGCAUAAUUCUAAAUCCUAAUAUCGAUUCAUUGCCAUCUCCUACGCCAAUCCAUACGAUCCAACUAUCUGAAAUGUCAGCCAAGAUCUUCGCAUUCGCAAGCAUUUUCGCCCUAGCUUCAGCGCUUCCAGCUGAGCCACGCGCAAACACAGAAUGCAGCAAAGGAACCUCAUUCUAUAGUUGCUUUGGCCAAAUUGGCUGCUUCGCAACAGACCCUUGCAUCAACGGACCCCCUACAGCAUCCUCGACCAAACCCCCAUGCACCACAACCACAAUAUCCACCACUCCUACCAUCUCCACCAGCAAUCCCACCGUGACACCAGCAGCACCGAAAACAAACGAAGCGACUCCACGGGCAUACAACAUCUUCAUACAACAAGAAGACGCGGAAGGCGACCUCACGGGUCACAUCGACCUCCGCAAAAACGCAGAGGGUGUCAUCACCACCAUCAACACCCUCGUCUUCGACAACCUCCCCGCCGACGCAAAGAACUGCAAGCUCAUGUGGCGCACCAACGCUACUUCCAUCCCUUCAAGAUUCAGGGGCAUCGGCGACGGACGCGCAUGGAUCCGUCAACUCACUGGUCACCCCGCAAUGGGCGAGAAGUGGGUCAACAAGGACUUGGAUCAGUACCGCGAUCCUGCAGCUGAUUACCCGGAGAAAAGUCAGUGGGAUUUCACGGAGCUGUUCAAGGCUCCUUUUGAGCAGGUGGAGAAGGCUAUGGCGGAUCAGCGCCCUGUUGAUGUUAGAUGUGGCGCCACGGUUGCGGUUGAGGUAAAGGGUAGUGAUCAGGGUGAGGGUGAGAACAUGGUGUUUAUCCAACAUGACCAGUAUCAUGGUAUUUACCUGGCUUAUGAGUCGUAG
Periconia digitata is the source of this 933-nucleotide messenger RNA. The record is from the annotation of a GenBank genome assembly. NCBI's taxonomy places the organism in Eukaryota, Fungi, Ascomycota, Dothideomycetes, Pleosporales, Periconiaceae.